Durio zibethinus is the source of this 4987-nucleotide messenger RNA. NCBI's taxonomy places the organism in Eukaryota, Viridiplantae, Streptophyta, Magnoliopsida, Malvales, Malvaceae. The record is from RefSeq and is a predicted model, not a curated record.
UUACGGGUUUUCAGUUUCAACCUAGAUUCUCUUUUAUACCAUGGAAAAAGACGAUUUUUCCAUCAGCUAGGAGGAUUUGGAAUUUGACAUUUAAAACGACGACGUUCUAAAUGUGGGGCUAUCAAACUUUACAGGCGGCCUACAAUAAUUGUGUUAUUGGACCCAUAAUGCAUCAGAGACGCUAUGUGGACAGUAAAGAAAUUGUUACCGUUCGAUCAAUCUCCGGCGACUUGGAUAUUCCCAGUAAAAUACGUUGUAAGUGUUUUUUUUAUCGUCAGCUGCACUCGAUUGGUCCACUUCACCUUAACAAACAAAGACUUCCUUGGGUGACUUGCGAACCAACCUCGUUGAAACUUGAAACACCUCAAAUUCUUGCAUUUUACUCUCCGAUCUACCGCUCAUCAUUUCACCUUCACGUCUUCUUGAUCUCUCUUUUCUUUAUCUCCGAGGCCUUGAUUUCACAAAAGCUGUGGAGAAGGGAGAAGAAAGAAAUGAUGGGUUCUGAUCCAUUGAGUCAAACAAAGCCAAUACCAAUCCCAACCCAAGAAGAAGAAUCAUCAAGCCAAUCCGCAGCUCUCCUUUCUUUCAACACUGAUUCUUCUUUUGACCCUUCAGCAAAAGAAUCCUCUUCAAAGCCCAGCACCACCAUUAUCUUCAUUGCUUUAAUACUCCUCACUUGCAUUGCCCUUUCUGCUGCCUUUGCCUUUGCUUUCCUCUUUUACUCUUCUUCGUCUUCUUCUUCUUCUUCAUCACCUGCCUCUUCAGCUACAGAACACAGCUUGUCUCGUCCUUUGAAGAAACUGGAAAAACCGGUGGUUCUUUUGGUUUCCUCUGAUGGGUUUCGAUUUGGGUACCAAUUCAAGACCCCGACACCAAACAUCCACCGUUUGAUUGAUAAUGGUACUGAAGCUGAGAUGGGUUUGAUUUCGGUUUUCCCGACUCUUACUUUUCCUAAUCAUUACUCCAUAGUUACUGGCCUUUAUCCUGCUUAUCAUGGUAUUAUAAAUAACCAUUUUUUGGAUCCUAAAACUGGUGAGUUUUUCACUAUGGCAAGUCAUGAACCCAAGUGGUGGUUAGGUGAGCCACUUUGGGAGACUGUGGUCAAUCAUGGGUUAAAGGCUGCUACAUAUUUUUGGCCUGGAAGUGAGGUAAAAAAGGGUUCUUGGAAUUGUCCUGAAAAGUUUUGCAUGAACUAUAAUGGUUCUGUUCCUUUUGAGGAUAGAGUUGAUACUGUUUUAAGUUAUUUUGAUUUGCCUAGUAGUGAGAUUCCUGUGUUUAUGACAUUGUAUUUUGAGGAUCCUGAUCAUCAGGGUCACCAGGUUGGACCUGAUGAUCCCGAGAUUACUGAGGCCGUUGCUAGAAUUGAUAGAAUGAUUGGGAGGUUGAUUGAUGGUUUAGAAAAAAGAGGGAUUUUUGAGGAUGUUACCAUAAUUAUGGUUGGGGAUCAUGGAAUGGUUGGUACAUGUGAUAAAAAGCUGAUUUUUCUUGAGGAUUUGGCCUCUUGGAUUGAAAUUCCGGCGGAAUGGGUUCAGUCUUAUAGUCCGUUGCUUGCUAUUCGUCCACCUCCUGGUUAUGCACCAUCAGAUGUUGUUGCAAAGAUGAAAGAAGGAUUGGAAUCUGGGAAAGUUGAGAAUGGGAAGUAUUUGAAGGUUUAUCUUAAGGAGGAGCUGCCUAGUCGGCUACAUUAUGUAGCAAGUGACCGGAUUCCUCCCAUUAUAGGACUGAUUGAGGAGAGUUUCAAGGUGGAGCAGAAAAGAACUAAGCGAAAAGAGUGUGGAGGAUCGCAUGGGUAUGACAAUGCAGUUUUCUCCAUGAGGACUAUUUUUAUUGGUCAUGGACCUCAAUUUGCAAGGGGGAAGAAGGUGCCAUCUUUUGAGAAUGUUCAGAUAUAUAACUUGGUAACUUCAAUUCUCAAGAUACAGGGGCCCCCGAAUAAUGGGUCUUCAGCAUUUCCUGUGUCUAUUCUUUUACCUAGCCAGUAAUAAUUAUCUCAUAAGCAUCUCCUAAGAAGUGGGCAGGAUAACAACUGCAAAGCUAAAUGACUAUUCAUCCGUGCAGAUAAUUGUGCAAUGUGCAUUCAUGUAUGAUGAGGAUGUGCAGAAGAAGGAUAUUAUUGAACUUAGGAUCCUUUGAUAUUGUUGAGUUAUAGAUGUUUGUACUUUGUAUCCCUCUAGUUCCUUGGCUCCAAGUUUCAUGUAUAUUAGCUGCACUAUGUCAUCUAAAAUUCAUAUUGCUAUUCUGUGCAAUGCUACUAUGAUAUUUUAAAGGUAGAAUCAAACUACAUUGGAAAAGUGCAAAGUAUUCUGGCAUUGUUCUCUCUGCUUCUGUCCCCUCCUUGGACAAGGCUUAGGUUGUUCAUCUUUUUUAGUGUCUUUUUCUGGCCCAUACCUUGGAUUUUGGCAAUUGGGAUUCACAAUUAAAUUGAAAACAAAUAAUUUAGAAGCUAGUUGCUUCAAUAUAUGCUCAGUCUUGCCUGGACAGAAUAUUGCCAAGCUUCUUGAGCUUUGAUUUUGUUCUUACUUGCAUCAUUCGUUUUUGUUUUGUGUGAUCAAUUGUAUCAUAAGAUUCUUAUAGCAAAACAGAUUCUAAUCUUCUCUCUGUUACUCUGAGCAGUUUGUUCUCGGGGUAUAGGCAAGGUUUUAAUGAGCUGCUUCAUUCUUAUUGGAAACAAAAAAAGGAAUAUUGAAUUAUAGGAUCUUCUUGGAAUUUAUGCAUUAUAGGAGUGAAGAUUCUUUGACAUGGAAGUGAUUUCCUAAGAUUUUUCAAUGACAAAGCUUGGAAUCUUUUAAUCUUUUAGGAUGCACUAGGUUUCGCCCUAUUUUUAACUUAUUCAGCAUGAUUUACCUCUGUCAUUCCUGUGAGGAACGAAGAAGAGUUAUGGUACUGAUGUUUGUCCAUUUAGCUCUUAAGCAUAAUUUACCUGGGCCAUAUUCAGUGUUUUAUUGAUUUAUUGUUAAAUUCAGAGAUUCUUGAGAAUGGGUUUCUUAAUUUUUUUCAGUGUCUCCAUAUAUGUUUGUUACCUACGGAGUGCAGUGCAUAAGUGGAAUGAUUUGCAUGGUUACACACUGACUUCAGGAUUAGGUCUUUUUGUGGUGAGCUGGAAGCAAGAGCGGGGCAUAAGUGUGGAUUGGCAUUUGAAUGGCCAAAGGGAUAGAUAUAGCACUUUGUUAUUGAUAUAUUCUCUCAUUAAAACUGAUGGAAGAUGUUAGAGCGAUGUUUGGUUUAAGAAUUAAGCAUAAACUGAUUAAAGAGCUAGAGAAGUUUAAGUACUCUUAGGCAGUCUUUGGAGACCUCUCCUCCUCGUUCAAAUUAUGCUUUUAGCAUAUGCUCAUGGCAUUUCUUUUGCCAGCUUUUUUUUUUUUUUUGGGUGUUUUUCUGUUUUUAAUGAUAUUCUGCUUUCCCCAAUAAAAAAUAGAUAAUUUCUCAUGGGUUUUUGUUAAAAAGUAUGACAUGAAUCUGAGUCACGCCUGGACAUAAAGAAGUCGGUUUGUUGAUCAUUUAUUUCGUUGUGAGAGCAUUUGUGGUUCUUCUGCCAUUGCUUACUUGGAUGUCAAAUAUCUCCACAUCUUACAGGUUCUUUAAACGUUGAAAUUCAAGUUGAUGCAAAAAACCAACUGUAAGACAAUUUAAGCAUAAGUUUCCUACGAUUUCAUUGUAAAACAAUCUGACUGCGUUACACAUCAAUAACACUUGAUUUAAUUGAGUUGAGGAGUGGCUUAAGGGAUCAAAGUUCUUAACAGAAGUUCAUGCCAUGAUUAAAAAGUAGUUCAUUUCAUUUCUGUUAUCGAAAAUGGAAAACAAAAAGGUCAUUUGAAAGCUUUUUCUCUUUAGAGAGAGUAAAAAAGCUGAUUUCUUAUAUAGAUAUAUAUAUAUAUAUAUAUGUAUAUGUAUAUAUCCUCUCUUCUAGACAGCAUGCCAAAUGAGUUUCUGUUAUGUAAAAUUUGAGACUAAAGGAAUGUUUUAGAUUAAACCCAAGUAGGAUUCCAUCUGAAACAGAUAUUGGGAUAUUUAAAGCACCUUGAAAGCCAACCAGAAGAUGAAGAAUGAAAUAAGGCUGCACUUUUGCAGAUACAAAAUCAUUGGUGAAGAAGACAUAUAUAACUGCUGCUUUUCAUGUAUGUAUUAACUAAUCGAUGUAUAAUUCCACAAAAGAUUUCACCACCCUGUAAUAAGCUCAAAUAUUGCUUUAUUCCCAGGGCAAUAAAUGACAAGGAAGAGGCAGGUGCCUACUUUUCUAGCAAAAGCUGUUGACAGCUUUGCACAAAGUGCCGAGUCCCGCCACCCGCCACCCACCACCACCUUGGAGAGCAAAAACCCAGGCCAUAUAUUUUUAUUUUGUCACGUUUUUUAAAAAUCUGAGAUUCUGAAAUGAAGUCUGGCCUCACAAAAUUUGUAUCUUCCCAGAAUCAUCCUCAGAAAGGUACUGUUCCACGUGUUCCUUGCAAAUUACACACUAAUUUCGUCAAAGCUUGAGAGCUAGAUAUUUUCGGAUGUCCAUUUCAGGUUUGGAAGAUAGUAAAUUGGAAACUUUGUUGGUUCAGUACUUUUCCUCCUUUUUUUUUUUUUUUUUCCAAUGCAACUUUGGAGGUUCGUGGAAGAGAAAGAAACAAGUUUCCUUCAUCAAAUUUGAUAGGCUGGACGAUCAUCCAUCUUCACUUGGCAGUUUCUGUUCAGUCUCAGGUUAUGUCAGAGGGGAAAUUCCAUUCUACUAUUGCCCUUUUACACUUUAGAAUCUUCUUCUCCCCCUUUGAAAAACAAAACCAUCUAAACAAAUGACAUCGUGUAGUAGGAUGAAGGAAAGUUCAUAUUUCUAGAAAUUUAUUUAUUUGUUGGAUUUUUUUUAUUAAAUAUGCUAUCAAUAAAAACCAAAUUAAUCAAAUUUCUUAAAAAAGAAUCGAAGCUGACUGAUUUAUUUUUAAUAUUCCAAAAUAAAUGAAUCGACCUAAAUUGAUUAGUUUGAUCCUUUCCAUCAAUAAAUCAAAUUUUU